UCCUGCUAUUUUAGGUGUUGUCGUUUUGUAAAUUAUCGUAAGCCUUCACUUUGUUCAGGUUCAGUUCGUUCUGUAAAUCACAGUAAGCCUCAAAAAACAAGAUGGUAGCGACCAUGUCAAAAACAUUUCGUGACUGGUUGUCGAAAAAAUUGGUCGAUUCUAACCCAGAUAUUGAUCUAGAUGUCUUCGUAUCAUACAUUGAGGGUAUCUUAGAAGACGAUACUUCCAAAGAUGAAAAGAUUGAGUCAUUAAAUGAGCUGCUGCCUUCUGUUUUGGAAGACGGCACAAGUGAAUUCUGUGAUAGUAUCAUGAAACAGUGGGAUGAAAAAGCCUCAGUCGUGGAAGAGGAAACUGUCUCCGUCGAUGACAAACUUGCCAGUAUUAUGGAAAAACAGAAGCUAUCUGUCGCCACAAAGCGUGAAAUAUCUGCCGAACAGAACGCGCAGAAAGAAGCCAUAUUGGCCCAGUAUUCAACUGUUUGCGACGGAGAUGAAGAAAUCAUUGACGACGACGAUGAUGGUGCUACUUACAAGGGGGCGACCUACGACGGCCCGACAGUCAUGAAAAAUGCAAACGCCGACAAGGUCUUCCAGGAGCAGCGCGAGAAACGUGAAAAGAUGAAGGCAGAUAGCGAUCACAAAAAGGAACGCGAUAAAUCAGACAGAGAAAAACAAAAGCAGGCAAAAGUGGACAGGAAAGAAAAAGAAAAACAGAGGACACAGAAGGGAGAGCGGAGAAGAUAACAGAAUGUUAGAUUUAAAUUUAGACUUGUUUUGUUUGAGGUGUGGGUUUAUACUAAUAUAAGACUGAGCCUAAUUCAGUGUUGGCUCUACGGCUGGUUAUAGAGGUCAUGCAGUGACAUCAUUCGGGUAGCCUUUUUUGGACGUCGACCAUGUCCUUGACCCUUCUGAUGUUCCCUACAGGGCGUUCCACAAGUGCAUAACGUUUGGUUGAUACUGCUCUCUUCACUACCUUCUAAUAUGAUGACAAAGCGUGUCCAAAAUAGUGUCUUUCACUGUGAUGAUGUCAUCAGCAUGUCCUCUAUAAAUGCAAGCAACGCUGCCAUAUUAGAUGCAUUGAAAAACUCAGUCUGCUGACAGGUUUGUUAUCGAGGUAGAUCAGUCGACAGGACUGCGAUAUGUUGUACAAACAACUUGUCAUCAGUCUGAAGUGCGUAACUUGUUAUGAACAACUGCCCUGCUCCAUCGUGUCUUUUACACUGAAACUCCAGGAGAGAAUUGAGUUUAGUUCUACCAAGUAAUAAUACACUUUGCUAAGUGUAAAUGUACAUGUAUGACCUUUGGUCAGGAAAGAAUAUGAUACAUGUAAGUUUUCUCCAUAUUACAAUAAAUAUGUUACUAA
Lineus longissimus is the source of this 1362-nucleotide messenger RNA. Its product is annotated as coiled-coil domain-containing protein 43-like. The coding region runs from base 102 to 743 and encodes 213 amino acids. The transcript is spliced from 4 exons. The record is from RefSeq and is a predicted model, not a curated record. Lineage: Eukaryota; Metazoa; Nemertea; Pilidiophora; Heteronemertea; Lineidae.